Messenger RNA from Lotus japonicus, 3547 nucleotides. RefSeq names its product probable cellulose synthase A catalytic subunit 3 [UDP-forming]. Bases 127 to 3279 code for a protein of 1050 amino acids. Gene Ontology annotation, molecular function: cellulose synthase (UDP-forming) activity. The record is from RefSeq and is a predicted model, not a curated record. Gene Ontology annotation, cellular component: plasma membrane; trans-Golgi network. Gene Ontology annotation, biological process: cellulose biosynthetic process; plant-type primary cell wall biogenesis. The transcript has 13 exons. Lineage: Eukaryota; Viridiplantae; Streptophyta; Magnoliopsida; Fabales; Fabaceae.
GCAUUUAUAUCUUCCUUGAGUUGAAAGGCAAAGGAUUUAUAAAUAUGGUGCAAAGGAAGUGUGUGAUAAAAUUAGAAAUGUUAAGGUAUAGCUAGUGUUACAUGUGAUCAUAUCCAUCAGCACCAAAUGGAGACCAAUUUGGGGUUAGUUGCAGGUUCUCACAACAGCAAUGAAUUCAUUAUCAUACGUCAAGAUGGAGACUUUGCUCAGAGAGAGUUCCAAGAGUUACAUUGUCAAAUAUGUCAACUAUGUGGAGAUGACAUAGAAGUUAAUGCAGAUGGUGAUCUCUUUGUGGCCUGCAAUGAGUGUGGCUUUCCUGUUUGUAGAAACUGUUAUGAGUAUGAACGCAGGGAAGGGAGUAAAAUCUGUCCACAAUGCAAAACCAGAUUUAAGCGUCUCAAGGGGUGUGCUAGAGUUGAUGGGGAUGAAGAGGAGGAUGGCAUUGAUGACUUGGAGAAUGAAUUCAAUUUUGAAGGACCAAAUAAACUAGAUAUGAAGAUCUCCAUGCCGCCUGAGGAUGACGAAAUAUCUGAAGAUCAUCAUGCUAUAGUUCCUUCUAGUUCAAGCAUGGGCAAGGACAUAAUUACACUGCAAGCAAGACCUAUGGAUCCUUCUAAGGACCUGGCUGCUUAUGGCUAUGGAAGUAUUGCUUGGAAAGAGAGGAUGGAGAUAUGGAAGCAAAGACAGGGUAAACUCGGUAAUAUGAGAAAAGAAAAAGAAAAUGAAGACAUGGACAAGGUCAUUGAUGAUGAAAUAAUUGAAUUUCCUCUAAUGGAUGAAGCAAGACAACCACUGUCAAGAAAGUUGCCUAUUCCAUCCAGUCAAAUUAACCCUUACCGUUUGAUCAUAAUAAUUAGACUCGUUGUUCUUGGGUUCUUCUUCCACUACAGAAUUAAGCACCCAGUAGACAAUGCCUAUGCUUUGUGGUUUGUGUCAGUAAUAUGUGAGAUGUGGUUCACCCUUUCAUGGAUUCUAGACCAGCUCCCCAAGUGGCUUCCUGUCACAAGGGAAACCUACCUGGACAGGCUUUCCUUGAGGUAUGAAAAGGAAGGCCAACCUUCACAACUUUCUCCAAUUGAUAUAUUUGUGACUAGUGUUGAUCCACUAAAAGAACCUCCUCUAGUGACAGCAAACACAGUUCUUUCAAUUCUAGCUGUAGAUUAUCCUGCUGAAAAGGUUUCAUGUUAUGUAUCUGAUGAUGGAGCAGCAAUAUUAACAUUUGAGGCUUUAUCUGAAACUUCUGAAUUUGCAAGGAAAUGGGUUCCUUUCUGUAAGAAGUUCAGCAUUGAGCCAAGGGCUCCUGAAUGGUACUUUGCUGAGAAAAUUAACUAUCUAACAGAUAAGGUGCAACCAUCAUUUGUGAAAGAGAGAAGAGCAAUGAAGAGAGAAUAUGAAGAGUUCAGAGUUCGAAUUAAUUCUCUGGUUGCAAAGGCUAGGAAAGUUCCAGAAGAAGGGUGGACAAUGCAAGAUGGAACACCAUGGCCUGGAGACAAUGUUCGUGAUCAUCCAGGAAUGAUACAGGUUUUUUUAGGAGAAAGUGGGGGGUGUGACAUGGAUGGAAAUGAAUUGCCACGCCUGGUAUAUGUUUCUAGAGAAAUGAGGCCUAAAUUCAAUCACCAAACAAAGGCAGGAGCACUCAAUGCAUUGGUCAGAGUGUCAGCUGUGCUUUCCAACUCACCUUUUUUGUUGAACUUGGAUUAUGACAAUUACAUCAACAAUAGCAAGGCAAUAAGAGAAGCAAUGUGUUUCAUGAUGGAUCCAUUAUUAGGAAAAAAGGUCUGCUAUGUUCAGUUUUCUCAGAGAUUUGAUGGCACUGACAGCAAUGAUCAACAUGCAUAUCAAACAAGUACAUUUUUUGAUAUUAACAUGAAAGGUUUGGAUGGUAUCCAAGGACCUACAUUUGUUGGGAUAGGGUGUGUGUUCAGAAGGCAAGCACUUUAUGGUUUUGAUGCUCCAAGAAAAAAGAAGCCUCCAACCAAGACAUGCAAUUGCUGGUCCAAGUGUUGUUGUGGAUGGUGUUGUAUGGGAAAGAGGAAGAAGAAGUUGAAAAAAUCUAAGGUAGAGACAAUGGAGACCAGUCACAGAAAAGUACAUUCUGAAGCAUCACUAGCUGAAAAGUCUAUUGAACUUAGCACUAAAGGCCUUGAAGAUGAAACUUUGGCUCCAAUCUCAAAUCAGAAGUUUGUCAGAAAAUUUGGACAGUCUCCUAUUUUCAUUGCAUCCACUCAAUUGGUGGAUUGUGAUGAUGGGACACUAAAACAUGGAAGCCUUGCUUCUCAACUUACUGAAGCCAUACAUGUCAUUAGCUAUGGCUAUGAAGCAAAAACAGAAUGGGGAAAAGAGGUGGGGUGGAUCUAUGGUUCGGUUACAGAAAAUACUUUGACAGGCUUCAAAAUGCAUUGCCAUGGAUGGAGAUCUAUAUUUUGCAUUCCUGGAAGACCUGCAUUUAAAGUAUCUUCCCCGGGAAACCUUUCUAAUGGUCUGCAACAAGUCUUUCAAUGGGCCCUUGGAUCCAUUGAAAUAUUCAUGAGUAAACAUUGCCCUCUUUGGCAUGGAUACAGAGGAGGACUAAAGUGGUUAGGGCGCAUUUCUUACAUAAAUGCUACAGUAUAUCCAUUGACAUCAAUUCCUUUGGUGGCAUAUUGUACCCUUCCUGCAGUUUGCUUGCUUACUGAGAAGUUUAUUGUUCCUGAGCUAAGUAAAGCAGGUGGCAUGUGGUUUGUGUCUCUUUUCAUGUGCAUUUUCGCAACGAGUAUGCUAGAGAUGCGAUGGAGUGGAGCUACUGUUGGGGAAUGGUGGAGAAAUGAGCAGUUUUGGGUGAUUGGAGGGGUAUCAGCACAUUUAUAUGCUGUGUUUGCAGGGCUGUUCAAAUCCUUGACAGGAGUAAAUAUAAACUUCAUUGUGACACCAAAAGUAGAUGAUGACAAGGAGCAUUCUGAGAUGUUUGCUUUGAAGUUUACCACUUUGCUAAUCAUACCAACAACAUUGCUGAUACUAAACAUAAUUGCUGUAGUUGCUGGAGUCUCUCAUGCAAUAAAUAAUGGCAUUGCAUCAUGGGGGCCUCUACUUGGGAAACUCUUGUUUUCCCUUUUGGUGAUUCUUCAUUUGUAUCCAUUUCUCAAAGGAAUGACAGGUAGGCAUAACAGGACUCCCACUAUUGUUCUUGUUUGGUCAAUCUUACUUGCCUCUUUCUUCUCAGUCUUGUGGGUGAGAAUUGAUCCAUUCACCCCCAAGUCAGAGGGUCCAAUUCUGGAGGAAUGCGGAUUGGACUGCAAAUAGUUACAAAGUUUGACAAACCAAAGUGGCUUACAUGCAUGGAUGAUAAUUAAUAGUGAUAGAGAAAACUAGCAUUUGUUUGGUUGUGGGCUAUAGUGAAGAUUGUUUGGCUUGUUGCCCCCUUUUAACUUAUACUAGUUUUUUCUGCUUUAGUCAUAUCCUGAUUUCUAAUGGGUCCUAAUGUGAGUUAGAAGAACAUUUUGUACACAAGUCAGGUGCUUACAUGGUUUUUCUUUUCUAUAAAAGAGGGCACGAUGUAGAAUUUACAGAA